Saccostrea echinata is the source of this 876-nucleotide messenger RNA. RefSeq lists its product as uncharacterized. The coding region runs from base 121 to 693 and encodes 190 amino acids. NCBI's taxonomy places the organism in Eukaryota, Metazoa, Mollusca, Bivalvia, Ostreida, Ostreidae. The transcript is spliced from 3 exons. The record is from RefSeq and is a predicted model, not a curated record.
GGAAAACACUUCUUCAUUGUGACAAUGAAUCAUCAUAAACAUAGAAGUGUACAGAAACAACUUAUCUGAGUAACUAUGGUGAAUGUUUGUUUAUUUUAAUCCAUAUUUCCAGGUUUUAAAAUGGAUUUAUUUUCCUUGGCUAUUGUACUGUUCACUGCCUUGGACACAGCAAUCGGAUUGGAAUGCUCUAAAUGUACUCAUGUGGUCAUAAAAGACGUCCCUUCAUUUCUCCAAAAUAUUGUAAUACCCAAAAGUCCUCAAUGUGCUAGCACCCCUCCAGGACAAACAGCCAAUGGUGUCAGUUUGGUGCAGUGUCCGAGUAAUCCCACUUCUGGACAAGUAUACAAGUGUGGGACGUACACUGGCACCAUCAUCGCUCAAAUUGACUUAACAAUCUUCAAAACCAGUGUGGAUGCUGAUAUAGUGUACCGUGACUGUGUGCUGAUGGACCCAGCAGUUCCAACCUCAUGUGUCCCACAGAACAACAUUCCUGCUGAUAACGCAGUAUUGAAAACUGUGUUGUCCAGCUUAGCAGAUAUCAAUGCCGUCAACUUCGUCGGUACCAGAUGCGUGGUAGACGAGAGAUCUAUGAGUAGCCUUAGGUCAGCAUCAAAUGCUAACCAUCUGAGUGACGCCAAAAUUGUCCUAUACACUUUCAUUCUUGUAAUCUCUAAAUAUUCAUACUAUCCAUGAGGACUAGAAUUUGUCACAUGUUACCCCUUUAUCCAAUGGUAAUUCACUUUCAUAUUUCUCGCUGUGACAAACUAUGUUGUUAUAUAAACCCAAAAUACGUGUCUGUAUUGUAAAAAUGAAAGAUCAAAGUCAUAUUUCAAAUAAUUAAUAUACUCGCUGAAAUAACAGUUCUUAUGUUUAGAA